CUGACUGUUUCCCCUUGCUUUUGUAUUCAUGCUAAGCCAAUUUCCUGCUGGUUCUUAGCUUCAGGCUUAGCAUACAUAGAAAGUACUUUGUCGAUCCUCAUCAAACGCUGCGUGAGAGAAAACUGCUCCUUUCAAAGCUGAACCUGACAGUUUGGCCCUUUGAAAUGGCAGAUGACAAAAUAAUCUCCAUUUCAGUUUCACUUAUUUCCCAUGCUCAGCUCAUGAAGACCAUGUGAUAGGGAAGAAACAAAAACUCAGGGUCAAAAACUAACCAUCAAGCUGAGUGGACAAUGAGCUGAUAUUGUUUUGUCAACUAGCAGCAGAACUCAUAUUUUUUACGUUCUUCCCGUGUCUUUUUAUUUUCUCUCUGCUUCUCUUUGUCCGUCCCUCUUUCUGUAGGUGAACACAGAGGGAAGGUUUCGGAGGAGAGAAGCGGCUAACAUGAACUUCGACGGUUAUAACAGGAACUGUGGUGGAAGAAAAUGAUGGACAUAAGCCAGAAGUUGUUUCUGGUGAUGGUAUAUUUCACUACGCUCUCCGUGGCUCAUUAUCAGGACAGCUUCCACAGGUCAGUGGAGGAUGUGCUGGAGCACCCUGGGGGUCGCAUACAGCCAGGACUCUGCAGCUAUGGUCAGACUACUUCCUGUUGUUUGGGAUGGAGGAAUGUUAACGGCAUUUGUCAGCCGGAGUGUAAGAAGUCGUGUGUCAAUGGAAAAUGCGUGGGACCAGGCAAGUGUUUAUGCUCCAUAGGGUAUAAAGGACGUCAGUGUGAUGAAGAUGUGAAUGAGUGUGGUUUCCUGGAGAGACCAUGUUCCCAGCGCUGCAUGAAUACACACGGUAGCUAUCGCUGUUACUGUGAACCUGGAUACACACUCAGUAUAGAUGGAUACACCUGCACCAGAGAGGCUGCAUGUUUCUCCCUGCGCUGCCAGUUUGGUUGCCAGAUGGAGAAAGGGGGAGUGAUGCGCUGUCUGUGUCCCCCCGGCCUCCACCUGGCCACUGACAACAAGACCUGUGAAGAUGUAGAUGAGUGUCAGCGGGAUGUUGAUGUGUGUCCGCCACGGCAGACCUGCAAGAACACUUUCGGCAGCUUUGUCUGUGUGUGCCAAGAUGGCUUUGUGAUGGGGACGCUCCAGGGCUCGGUGCAAUGUCGAGAUAAGGACGAAUGUUUAACUGGGUCUCACCGAUGCAAUCGCCAUGCUCGGUGUGUCAACACAGAUGGUUCCUACACCUGUCAGUGUUUGGAGGACUACUUCGGCAACGGACGCACCUGCUGGCCCAGGAGAGCCCCACAGUCCAAGGCUGUGAUGUACUUCAACUACAAACUCUCCAAAAGGACCAAGCUCAUACAACCUUCAUCUUAGAGUCUUAAAAUGUAGGCUCAAACAAAAGGGCGACAAUAGAAGGUUACUUGAGAAGAAGACUAAAUGGUUAAACGUUUUGGUGUGGAAGUUUUCUCAGAACGUUCCGUAAUGUCAACUAUUCCCUUUUCUGUUCAAGGCUGUUCUGUUUCCUUCUCUAGCCAGAAAGGCAAAAACCUGGAACACCCUCAACACCAUUAGUUGCCUGUUUCAUGUCUGUUGAAGGAACCCUUCAAUUAACAAAUGCACUGCAACAGGACCACACUCUGUACUUUGCUUGCGUGCUCCAGCCCAAAUGGAUUGUGAUGACAGGAGGGUUUUCAUUUGCGCUGGCAUCACCAGUGCCACAGAAACACCACUCCUGUUAUUGCACGUGGGAUAAGCCACUUCGUCCAACGAAAUGCUCUACAGAAUUGCAAAUAUUACUUAAGAAAUAGUUGGUAAUUUAUUAUAUUUUUCAUUAUGCGUACGUUUUCUUCAUGAAAAAGAGCAGUUUUGUGAGCCUCCAUAAGAAUUUGUUAAGAAAAGGCUGACAUCUGGUGGAUAGACAAGGGAAGAGACGACAUGUCUGCUGCCUUCACAAUAAAAUAAGAAAGUUGGUGAGACAGAAUUCUGUCAAAGGGUGUUUAACUUGUGUGUCUGCCAUACAGCAUGUCUGUAAAUGUUGGUAUGAUGCUGGUUUUCUGAAUCUCUAAUUAAAAACCUGUCCAAAA
Scatophagus argus is the source of this 2074-nucleotide messenger RNA. Its product is annotated as nephronectin. The coding region runs from base 483 to 1364 and encodes 293 amino acids. The record is from RefSeq and is a predicted model, not a curated record. The transcript has 8 exons. Lineage: Eukaryota; Metazoa; Chordata; Actinopteri; Scatophagidae. Gene Ontology annotation, molecular function: calcium ion binding.